AAUCAGAAUCAAUAUUCGCCUCUAAGCAUGGACGAUGUCACGGAGAUCACCGACGAUGAGGUUUUUGACAUUUAUUACAAUGUAACAACCGCGGUCCACAUAACAACCACCCAUGCACCUGAAACUAGCAUGGGCCUCUGGGGCCUUUUGUUUAUAUUCGUCGUAAUUAUUCUCAUCAUUGUCCUGUGUUUUACAUGUAUGAGUUUGCUUGUCCUCUUCGGAUGUGUGAAGUCUUUCCUGUGUAUUCGUUGUCGGCGUCGUGAAGAACUUGUGGGAAGAAUCCUGUGACGAAGGCUGAAACUUUGUAUCCGAAUAAGUAAAGAUUACAGCUAGUUUUUUCAACUUAAAUUUCGUAGUUAAAAAACAAAUGAGCACAUGUUUAAUAAAUGGAAAGAAAAUGGAAUAAAAUGGAAGUCAAAGCCGUUACUCUGCUGAAAUUGGCGCUUUUUGGUAUCACUGGCCAGAAAGACCUUGGCCCACCUGCCAUGCAAAUGCGCCGCAUUGGCCACCACCAUCUUGGUGUCCUUGCCAAAUCGCGUGGGAUGGAAGAGUUUGUCCAUCUUGUGACCCGAUGACUGUCUAAUAAA
Molecule: messenger RNA, 587 nt
Organism: Drosophila gunungcola (fruit fly)
Lineage: Eukaryota; Metazoa; Arthropoda; Insecta; Diptera; Drosophilidae
Exons: 1
Source: RefSeq, a predicted model, not a curated record